GAGGAGGAGAGAAAGGCAGCCCGCUGUCCAAUGACAGCGCUGGAUGCUGGAAGAGGCUGCUGGGCUUGAAUGGAGGCGACGAGAUGCCAUCUAGAAUGACCAAGGAGGCCAAUUGACAUCUAAAAAGAUCUGACUUUGAUGUGUCCUAAGCCACGAUUCAGACAUGAAAUAAGUCAUCCAUGUUUGGCUGAAAAAAGUCAGAGCAAUCUCAUUUGAGCACGCCCCUGUUAAAGGACCCUCUGGUGGCUACUCCUCUGAAUCACGGGACAUGUACGGCAGUGCCAGAGCUGUAGGUCAUGUAGAGAGCAGUCCUGUACGGUCCCCGCGCCUUCCAAGGUCUCCCAGACUGGGCCAUCGAAGGGCACACAGCGGGAGCGGGGGUGGUGCGGGGGGCAAGACCCUCUCCAUGGAGAACAUCCAAUCACUCAACGCUGCCUAUGCUACUUCAGGGCCCAUGUACCUGAGUGACCACGAGGGCGUGGGCUCCACUGCCACCUACCCAAAAGGCACCAUGACUCUGGGUCGCGCCACCAGCCGGGCCAUGUAUGGGGGCCGCGUCACAGCCAUGGGCAGCAGCCCCAAUAUUGCUUCAGUGGGGCUGCCUCAUGCUGACCUUCUGUCUUACAGUGACCUGGGCUCCCUCUCCAUGCUGCACGCCCACCACCACCAGGGGGUGCCCUCGGCUCUGCUCAGGCAGGCCAUGCGGGGCAGUGGUGGCGAGCUGCUGGAGAUGCAGGCCCAGCUCAGGGAGAUGCAGAGGGAAAAUGAGAUGCUGCGGCGAGAGCUCGACCUGAAGGAGAGUAAGUUGGGAUCUUCCACCAACAGCAUUAAGAGCUUCUGGAGCCCCGAGCUAAAGAAGGAAAGGAUCAUGAGGAAAGAGGAGGCGGCACGCACGUCCAUCCUGAAGGAGCAGAUGAGGGUCACUCAUGAGGAGAAUCAGCACCUGAUGGAUGCCAGGAGAACCAAGCAUCUCCAGAUGACCAUCCAGGCUUUACAGGAUGAACUGCACACACAGCGAGACCUCAACCACCUGCUUCAGCAGGAGAGCGGGAACCGAUCUGGCUCAGAGCAUUUCACCACCAUCGAGCUGACGGAGGAGAACUUCCGCCGGCUGCAAGCUGAGCACGACAGGCAGGCCAAAGAGCUUUUCCUUCUUAGGAAAACCCUGGAGGAGAUGGAGCUAAGAAUAGAGACCCAGAAACAAACGCUUGGUGCCAGGGAUGAGUCCAUUAAGAAGCUGCUGGAGAUGCUGCAAAGCAAGGGGCUGCCUCCUGGGCCGGGCAGAGCAUCCGAAGAGGAAGAGCAGGAGAGAGCAAGGCGUAUUGCUGAAGCAGAAGCCCAGCUUGGACACCUGGAAGUAAUUUUGGAUCAGAAGGAGAAGGAAAAUAUCCAUUUGCGUGAGGAACUGCACAGAAGAAAUCAGCUUCACCAGGAUCCCAGUAAAACCAAGGCCCUGCAGACCAUCAUAGAGAUGAAAGAUACCAAAAUUGCUUCUCUGGAGCGCAACAUUCGAGAUCUGGAGGAUGAGAUCCAAAUGCUGAAGGCAAACAGCUUACUAAACACAGAGGACCGAGAGGAGGAAAUCAAACAGAUGGAGGUCUACAAGAACCACUCCAAGUUUAUGAAAACCAAGAUUGACCAACUGAAGCAGGAGCUGUCAAAGAAAGAGUCAGAGCUGCUUGCUCUGCAGACCAAGCUAGAGACGCUCAAUAACCAGAACUCGGACUGCAAACAACAUAUUGAGGUCCUCAAAGAGUCUCUCACUGCCAAAGAGCAACGUGCUGCCAUCCUGCAAACAGAGGUGGAUGCUUUACGCCUGCGUCUGGAGGAAAAGGAAUCCUUCCUGAAUAAAAAAACUAAACAGCUGCAGGACCUGACCGAGGAGAAGGGAACUCUUGCUGGAGAGAUCAGAGACAUGAAGGACAUGCUGGAGGUUAAGGAAAGGAAGAUUAAUGUCCUGCAGAAAAAGAUUGAGAACCUGCAGGAGCAGCUGAGGGACAAAGACAAGCAGCUGGGAAACCUUAAGGACAGAAUCAAGUCUCUGCAGACCGAUUCCAGUAACACAGACACUGCCCUGGCCACCCUGGAGGAGGCACUCUCAGAAAAGGAGAGAAUUAUUGAGCGAUUAAAGGACCAAAGGGAGAGGGAAGACAGAGAGCGUCUGGAAGAAGUGGAGUCCUAUAAGAAGGAAAACAAAGAGUUGAAGGAGAAGGUCAACAGCCUGCAGAUAGAGCUAACAGAGAAGGAAUCCAGUCUGAUUGAUCUCAAAGAGCAUGCUUCAUCACUGGCGUCUUCUGGACUUAAAAAGGACUCAAAGCUUAAGUCCCUGGAAAUUGCCAUUGAGCAGAAGAAAGAGGAGUGUAGUAAGUUGGAGACGCAGUUGCAAAAGCAAGCUGAGCAGCUAUUCAGUCACAUGAACAAUCCUAAGGCUCAUGAGGUAGACCACCAGCACUCAGGCUCCCGAGGAAAUCCGGAGUAUGUGGACCGUGUAAAGCUGCUGGAAAAGGAAGUGAGCUACUACAAAGAUGAGGCAGGCAAGGCUCAGUCAGAGGUGGAGAGGCUGCUGGACAUACUGCGAGAGGUGGAGACAGAGAAAAACGACAAGGACAAAAAGAUUGCUGAGCUGGAAAGGCAAGGAGGCAAGGAUCAGACCAAGAAGGGUUCCAACAUCAAACUGGGACUACAAGGGGACAAAAAAGGCUUAGGACAAGAUCCUCGUAAAGACAGCUCCUUAGAAGGUGGUCAUCACUUAAAGCUGGAGGAGCUGAUGAGCACACUGGAAAGGACAAGGCAGGAGCUGGAUGCCACCAAGCAGCGUCUCUCCUCCACACAGCAGUCUUUGCAGGAGAGGGACACCCAUCUGACCAACAUGAGACAGGAGCGCCGGAAGCAGCUUGAGGAAAUCCUUGAAAUGAAGCAACAAGCUCUUUUGGCAGCCAUCAGUGAGAAAGAUGCUAAUAUUGCAUUACUGGAACUGUCUGCGUCCAAUAAAAAGAAGACCCAGGAGGAGGUGCUGGCCCUGAAAAGAGAGCGGGACAAACUAAUGCAUCAACUUAAACAACAUGUUAGUAGCACUGCAAAGCUUAUUUCAAACAUUGUUAACAUAUGGAUCAACUUGCUAAACAAGCUUGUUUGA
Messenger RNA from Cyprinodon variegatus (sheepshead minnow), 3136 nucleotides. RefSeq names its product ELKS/RAB6-interacting/CAST family member 2 (gene erc2). Bases 269 to 3136 code for a protein of 955 amino acids. Gene Ontology annotation, cellular component: cytoskeleton of presynaptic active zone. NCBI's taxonomy places the organism in Eukaryota, Metazoa, Chordata, Actinopteri, Cyprinodontiformes, Cyprinodontidae. Gene Ontology annotation, molecular function: structural constituent of presynaptic active zone. The record is from RefSeq and is a predicted model, not a curated record. Gene Ontology annotation, biological process: regulation of synaptic plasticity; maintenance of presynaptic active zone structure; neuromuscular synaptic transmission. The transcript has 16 exons.